Metarhizium acridum CQMa 102 is the source of this 1011-nucleotide messenger RNA. RefSeq lists its product as uncharacterized. NCBI's taxonomy places the organism in Eukaryota, Fungi, Ascomycota, Sordariomycetes, Hypocreales, Clavicipitaceae. The record is from RefSeq and is a predicted model, not a curated record. Gene Ontology annotation, molecular function: glycine hydroxymethyltransferase activity; zinc ion binding; serine binding. Gene Ontology annotation, biological process: L-serine catabolic process; tetrahydrofolate interconversion; folic acid metabolic process. Gene Ontology annotation, cellular component: cytoplasm.
AUGCAAACCCAUUCCCACCAACUUGCACGACUCCAGGCUUGUUCGGCCAUCCUCCACACCCACGACCGUCUCCUCGACCUAGAUUCGCCGCAUGCGAGCAAGUACUUCACGGCAGUAAACCCCGACAAACGUUUCAACGUUUCCUCCGCCUCUGGCGAAGCACUGCGAGAGAUCAUUGAAUUAGUCCGGCCGCGUGUUUUGGUGGCCAAUGCGAACCGGCUGACGAACAACCCAAUAAUUAGCAAAAUCUGUCGCGCCGCCGGCCUCCACAUCAUAGCCGACAUGACUGAAACUGCGGGCCUAGUUGCCAGCGGUCUAGCUCCUCGCCCUUUUGAGCAUGCGGACAUCGUGGUGGCCGGAACACAGGGAUCACUUCGAGGCCCCAGCGGAGCCCUGAUAUUUUCUCGCAAGGGCUCGGUAGUCAUGCCGCCUGGCUCCAAAAAUGCCCAAGAAUGGUGCAGCCUCGGGGAAGCUGUGCAUCAAUCUGUGUUUCCUGGACACCAGGGGGGCCCUCACAAUCAUGCAAUCACGGCCAUGGCGGUGGCCUUGGGGCAGGCAGCAACGCCAUCUUUCAAGAAAUACCAGGAGACGGUGUUGAAAAAUGCCCAAGCUCUUGCCGACAGGCUCCGUGAUUUCGGCUACCGUCUUGAUCUCACAGUGCCAGCCUCCCAUCGAAUCAUGAUGGACCUUGGGUCAGUUGACGCUAGGCAGGUGAACCGGGUCCUGGACGCUAUUGGAAUCGUCACAGGUCCUGUAUCUGAUAAUCGGCUUCAUUUUGGCACUUUAGCCAUGUCCUCUCGCGGCUUGCUUCCUCAAGAUUUUCGCUUGGUUGCUGAGAUCAUCCAUGAGAGUGUGGUGAUGGUCCAGGACACGAACAAUGGAAGAUCGAGAUCAGGCUCGGCUUUGGAAACUGUGAAUUUGAACAAUUGCAUCAUGGACGGUCCAAAUAUCCUUAAGAUAAGGCGAAAGGUGAGAAACAUGACGGAACAGUUUGCGGUGGUAGUAGGCUAG